Messenger RNA from Xyrauchen texanus (razorback sucker), 4119 nucleotides. Its product is annotated as neutral and basic amino acid transport protein rBAT-like. Lineage: Eukaryota; Metazoa; Chordata; Actinopteri; Cypriniformes; Catostomidae. The record is from RefSeq and is a predicted model, not a curated record. Bases 2059 to 4098 code for a protein of 679 amino acids. The transcript has 10 exons. Gene Ontology annotation, biological process: carbohydrate metabolic process; amino acid transport.
AAAAAAAAAAACUGAUUUGGCCACAAAAAUGGAGAGAGUAUUGAAACAAUUAAUUUGAACUUGGCCAGCUUACUGUCAUUUCAUAUUCACAAAUUAUUGCAAUUGUAUGAAAUAUCAGAAGAUGAUGUCUAAUUGGAGCAGUUGGUCUCUGAUAGGACUGUAAGUAACUGCCCUUAUGUGACGAAGCCCAGGGGUAUGAGAGAAACCACACAGUAGGGCGUUCUGUAAAGUUGUGGUGCAGAGACACUUUACAGCAAGUCUCUGGCUGAUCCUGAUGUUACGCCCAUUGCAGGUUGCCACCAUUUCCGACCAAAAUUGGAUUACCAUCGCCCUGUUCUAGCUGUUCCUGCAGCGAGUACAGAGUAGAGGGGAAAUUUUCAGGGUUAGUAAAACAACCGUCCAUCAACGUUUAUGCUGUACGCAUAGCAAUCUGAGAAAAAUGUAUGUGCCGUUAUAUCAUGCUGCCAAAUGUAGCUGAGGCCAAUGAAAUUACACACUGCAAUUCCUUGGUGCACCUUGUGCCACAGGUUUACAGUGCCCUUGAUGGCAUGCACAUCCCCAUUGUUGUCCAGACACAGCUGUGUUUACAAGCAUCAGAUCUGUAUAGUUAAGCCUAACCUAAUCUCUGUAAAUUCUGUCAUGUGACACUAUAUUUUGGUGUUAAUGCCAUUGUUCCUGACAAAAAGUGUUUCCAAAUUAGUUUUCGUGACAUUUGGAGUAUUGACAUGGAAUUUAUAUGCUAAAGUUAAACAAAAAUAUGUCAGGGCCUGGCUGUAUUGACGUUGACUACCACCCCUGGAGUUGCAAGUUUGAAUCCAGGGUGUGCUGAGUGACUCCAGCCAGGUCUCCUAAGCAAACAAAUUGGUCCGGUUGCUAGGGAGGGUAGAGUCACAAGGGGUAACAUCUUCAUGGUCACGAUUUGUGGUUCUCUCUCUCAAUGUGGCGUGUGGUAAGUUGUGAGUCGCGGAGAGUAGCAUAAGAUUACAUAUGCACUGCAAGCCACGUGAUAAGAUGCACGGAUUGACAGUCUCAGAAGUGGAGGCAACUGAGAUUUGUCCUCCGUCACCCGGAUUGAGGUGAGUAACUGCACCACCUCGAGGACCUAGUAAGCAGUGGGAAUUGGGCAUUCCAUAAUUGGGUAGAAAAGGGGAAAAAAAUAUGUCGACACUUUUAAAAUCUUAUUGAUAAUUUGUAUGUCCAUCAGCUAUACCGGCAAACAUUUUGAUGCGCUAAACCUUUGCAACAAAUUCCUUGGAUGAAAACAUAGUUAUUGUUUAUUUUGAUUUCAUUCACCGAUUCUUUCAUUGACCAUUUCUGGAGAUUGUGCAUUUGUUCGGUUAGAUGGUGACAAAUGAGCAUCUUGAUGUUAUGAGUGAGUCAUUAAAUCAUUUACUCAACUGAUUUGUUAAACCAUGCACUGAAACAAUGGAAGUGCAUGAGAAGGUAGGUAAUUCAUUUAGGAACUAAACACCCCUAGUUCAAAACUGAGUAAGAACAGAGAGCGAGUUGCGUUUGAUGCUUUGGCUUUUUAUUUUUUUUUGCUGCCAGAGAAGAAAUGUAUGAACUACCUGACAAAUUUUCUACCUUAAAUGUAAAUUAUUUAACAACAACAGUACUCCUGCGCCUGUGAUAAUGCUUAAUUAGCUGUCUAAAUCAGUGUUUUGAAAUUAAAAAAUGUAGUUGAAUGUACAUUUUUAGAUGGAUAUAAGAAUUUUAUAUUAAAUAUACAUUUUAUAAACCCUUGGAAGGUGUAACUUUGUUGAAUAUAGUCAAUGCCAUGAUCUGAGUUUUCAGUAAUAUGUAGCCAAGAUAGUGUGUGAUUGGACCUGCUAAUCUCUACUCUCAGAACUGCCACAUUCCUCUGGGAGGGGUGUGUGUGUGUGAGAGCGAGGGAGAGAGGGAAGGCGAAUGAAUAGGUGUGGUGUACUAUGGACCUGUGAAUGCCUCCUUUUUAAAAGAUCUCUUGCUGUGUUGGAUCUCACAAGCGUUGUUCCUGUGCUCGAUGAUUUUAUGAAGAAAUAAGAUAGGUUACUAGAAUUAGUGGUCUACAAUGGCAAAAUGAGUUUAACCAAAUUCACAAACAUUGGAUUGGAGCUGCAAGAAGGUGUCCAGAAUACUGCCUUUCAAGAGGAUGUUGAGGGUGAUACAUCUGUUGCAUCAAGUUCUCGAGAGCAUGACACCACAAGCAUCUCAGUCAAUGGCCCAGAAGAGAGCGCGUACACUCAAAUCAAACCAUAUGCUGGAAUGCCCAAAGAGGUACUCAUGUUACACUCAAGCCAAGCUUGCUACCGGGUACCUCGUGAGAUUUUGUUCUGGCUGAUCAUUGCAUGCACCCUGGCCCUUAUCGCCAUGACCAUUGCGAUCGUGGCACUGUCACCUCGAUGCCUUAGCUGGUGGCAGGUAUCUCCAGUCUAUCAGGUUUACCUGCGAUCCUUCAAAGAUUCAAAUGCUGAUGGCAUUGGAGACCUCAAAGGAAUAAAGGAGAAACUGAGUCAUUUUGAGUACCUGAACAUUAAAGCAAUCUGGAUCAGUCCUUUCUACAAGUCUCCUAUGAGGGACUAUGGAUAUGAUGUGGAAGAUUUCAGGCAAGUUGACCCUCUUUUUGGAACCAUGGAAGACUUUGAUGACCUCUUGGCAAGCAUGCAUGACAAAGGUCUAAAGCUUAUCAUGGACUACAUCCCUAACCAUACCAGUGACAAGCACAUCUGGUUUGAACUUAGUCGGAAUGGCACUGAGCUCUAUAAAGACUACUAUAUCUGGGUUAACUGCACAAAGGACAAACCUCCAAACAACUGGAUAAGUGUUUUGGGGAAUUCCUCCUGGGAGUAUGACGAAAUGAGAAAACAGUGCUAUUUCCACCAGUUCCUCAAGGAACAGCCAGACCUCAACUACCGUAACCCCCAUGUUAUACAGGAGAUGACGGACAUAAUCCAUUUCUGGCUGCAGAAAGGGGUGGAUGGGUUCCGAAUGGAUGCUGUGAAACACAUGCUUGAAGCCACGCAUUUGAGAAACGAACCCCAGGUUGAUCCAGACCAAGAUCCAUCAACUGUAGACACUGAGUUUGAGCUGUACCAUGAUUAUACCUAUUCACAACCGGGGCUUCAUGAGAUCCUUACCAACUGGAGGGUAGAGAUGGAUACCUACAGUAGAGAGCCUGGGCGUCACAGGCUCAUGGUGAUAGAGAGUUAUGACUAUGAAGAAAUCGAAAAAACCAUGAGGUACUAUGGCACACGGUAUGCAACGGAAAGCGAUUUCCCCUUUAACUUCUAUCUGCUGUAUCUUCAUGAUGGCUUGUCAGGAAAUAAAGCCAAAGGACUGGUUGAUUUUUGGAUGUCAAACAUUCCAGAGGGCAAAUGGCCAAACUGGGUGGUGGGAAACCACGACAAGCCACGCAUAGGCUCAAGUGCAGGUAAGGAAUAUAUACGUGCUAUAAACAUGCUGUUGUUAACACUACCUGGAACUCCCACAACAUACUACGGAGAGGAGAUUGGCAUGACGAAUGUAAAUGUAUCUGUCAUUCAGGACCCUUUCGGAAAGUUCAAUCCAAACAACAGUCGGGACCCACAGCGUACACCAAUGCAAUGGAGCAAUAAACUCUAUGCUGGCUUUAGUGACAGUGAAACCGGCACGUGGCUAGACAUCGCUCCAGACUACACAACUGUCAACGUGGAGGUUCAACAGGCUGAUCCCAAUUCAAUAGCUUCACAGUAUCGUACUCUAAGUUUGCUCAGAGGGGCUGAGCUCGCCCUGAGCCGAGGCUGGUUCUGCUACGUCCGGAGUGAUGCUAAUGUAUUCGCUUAUUUGCGUGAGAUGGAUGGGUACAAGAAAGCCUUCUUGGUUGUUCUAAACUUUGGCAAGGAUACUGAGACAGACCUCUCUUCGAUUAGUGAGCUGCCAGAUGUCUUUACUGUACAUUUAAGUACAGUACCAUUAAGCCAAAAAACGUUCUCCAAAUCCAGCAUUACAACAUUUAAAGGGCAAGGAUUGCUACUGGAAUAUUCCAGCAAUAGGCGAUUCCACCCUAACCAUGCAUCUGAGUGUUUUGUUUCUGAGAAAGCCUGCUACAUGGAUGUACUAGAUAUUCUGUACAGGUGCUGAAGAUAAUUUCUAUAAGAUUCA